AUGGAUAAGAAGCCUCACACCUUAACUCAGUCUAUUCCAACAAUAGCAGUGAGUUGGGUGAUACUGUUUGUGAUUUUGGCCCUUGAUAUCUACUUUACAUCUGUCAUUUCUGAAAACAACACCAAGCUGACUGAAGAAAACCAGAACCUGAAAACACGAAACCAGGAGCUGGAGACACGAAACCAGGAGCUGGAGACACAGAGGAACAACUUAACACAACAAAUAGAGAAGAAGGAGACAGAGUGGAAUGAGCUCAACGUCACUCGAGCUCAGUGGACCAUUGAUGCCUACUGCAGCAUAGAAGAAAACCAAACACAUUGUAAUGUUUGUCAGGAUGGAUGGCUAAACAACACGUCCAGCUGCUAUGCCAUUAAUAACCCUGGUCUUAAUGAACAGAAAAACUGGAGAGAAGCUCAAGAAAACUGCAGAGGAAAGGGUUCAGAUUUGGUUGUUAUAGUUGAUAAAAAAGAAAAGAAAUACGUCAGUGAUCACAGCUGGGAAAGUUCUGGAACCAGAGGAUACUGGAUUGGCCUGAGAGUUGAAGAUGGGAGAUGGAAGUGGGUCGAUGGAAGUGAUCUGACUGAAGAAUCCUGGAUAGAACCUCCUGAGAAAGAUCACUGUGCAAUUUCUGUCAAACACAGAGGAUGGAAAUCAGUGAGCUGUAGUGAGAGAAACCGAUGGAUCUGUGAAAAGGCAGCUUUAUCUGUUUAAACACUGCAGUUAAACUUGAGAAGGUCACUGUCUGUAAAGAUUAAUCACAUGU
Messenger RNA from Seriola dumerili (greater amberjack), 763 nucleotides. Its product is annotated as early activation antigen CD69-like. The coding region runs from base 1 to 711 and encodes 236 amino acids. The record is from RefSeq and is a predicted model, not a curated record. The transcript is spliced from 6 exons. NCBI's taxonomy places the organism in Eukaryota, Metazoa, Chordata, Actinopteri, Carangiformes, Carangidae.